Rhinolophus ferrumequinum (greater horseshoe bat) is the source of this 3132-nucleotide messenger RNA. It is a transcript of the gene PHACTR4, whose product is annotated as phosphatase and actin regulator 4. Gene Ontology annotation, molecular function: actin binding. The record is from RefSeq and is a predicted model, not a curated record. Gene Ontology annotation, biological process: actin cytoskeleton organization; neural crest cell migration. The transcript is spliced from 16 exons. Lineage: Eukaryota; Metazoa; Chordata; Mammalia; Chiroptera; Rhinolophidae. Bases 377 to 2455 code for a protein of 692 amino acids.
GGGAGAUUCCCGCCAUUUUGUCCCGCCCAAGACACAGCUGGCACUGCUCGGGGACUACAAGUUCCGUAAGGCCCUGCGGCGGCACUUCCUACCCCUCACUGCCUGGCCAGCUCCCUCUCACCCCCCCUCCCGGGGCCCGAAGGCUCUGGCUGCCGCUGGCGGCCGGCGGGCCAAGUAGGAUUUCCGGGGGAAACUACUGUGGAGGCUGAGGCGGCGGCUGCAGCGACCCGGAAACUAUAUCCCACCUCCCUGAACUGAUUAGUAGUGGCAUGGAAGAUCCAUUUGGAUAGGUUUUAUUCCGAAACCUGGGAACGAGACUUCUCCAGAGAACCCUGGGACAGUAGAAGAAGCAGGCCAGCCCACCGCAGAUCCAGGCAUGAUCAUGGACAGUGUGGAAGCAGGAGGAGACGCGACACCUCCCACCAAAAGGAAGAGCAAGUUCUCAGGCUUUGGGAAGAUCUUCAAGCCCUGGAAAUGGCGGAAAAAAAAAAGUAGCGAUAAAUUCAAAGAGACAUCAGAAGUUUUAGAGCGAAAAAUAUCUAUGCGAAAACCAAGAGAAGAGCUGGUUAAAAGAGGGUUUCUGUUGGAAGACUCUGAGCAGGGUGGUGAAGAGUCAGGGAAGUCGAGCCAAGUCAUGCUAAAGAAUGGCCACACCACCCCCAUAGGGAGUGCCAGACCUUCUAGUCCAGUCCAUGUAGAAGAAGAGCCAGGAAAAACAGCAAGUCUCAGGAACCCUGUUCCAGAAGAGGACCCAAAGAAGCGACUAGGCUCAACUGGAAGCCAGCCUAAUUCUGAAGCAGAGCCCGUUCCUGAGAAUGCACCCAAACAGCCUUUACUUCCCCCUAAAAGACCCUUGUCCUCUUCUCACGAAGCAAAUGAAGGGCGAGCAAAGGAUGCCCCUUCCUUGGGCAGCACAGCAAGGCCCCUCUCGUCUACCGCCACCACCAUCACCACCACUGCGCCUGCUGCCACUGUGACUGCCACAAACCUACCAAAAACUGUUCUUAAUUCCUCUGUCCCCCCUUCCCCUGCACCCAGGACUCUGCCUGCUGCUCCUGCCAACACUAACACUACUGCUACCCCAAGCCUCCCUCAUACAGUCCCGACCAAGCAGCCCCCCAUUCCUCCCCCUAAACCAACUCACAGAAAUAGCAACCCUGUCAUUGCUGAACUGUCCCAAGCAAUAAACAGUGGUACAUUGUUAUCAAAACCCUCCCCACCCUUACCGCCUAAGAGAGGCAUUCCAUCAACCUUGGUACCCACCUCAGAGUCUGCUGCUGCCACCACCACCACAAAAGCACCAAGUGAUCUGAGAGAGAAGAGCACGUGCUCUGUGGGCUCCGAACCACCGCUCACGAUCCCACCUCCGUCUCCAUCCCCCCCACUGCCUUCUCAUACACCACCAGAACCCCCGCGGUCCCCUCCCGUCCCUGCUAAGACUUUUCAAGUUGUGCCAGAAGUUGAGUUUCUACCUUCUUUAGACCUACCCCAGGAGGUUCCCCAGCAGGAAGACCAGAAAAAGGAAGUACCCAAGAGGAUGUUGGACCACGGCUCUGGAGAGCCCCAUGUGACCUCGAGGCUGCCCCCACUGCCACUGCAUAUCCGAAUCCAGCAGGCCUUGACCAGCCCGCUUCCCAUGACUCCUUCCUUGGAGGGCUCUCACAGAGCCCAUUCGCUGCUCUUCGAGAACAGUGACAACUUUUCUGAGGACAGCAAUACCCUGGGUCGCACCAGGUCACUUCCCAUCACUAUUGAAAUGCUGAAAGUUCCAGACGAUGAAGAAGAGGAGCAAAUCCGCCCAUCUGCAUUCGAUGAAAACAUGCCGCCUACCUCAGUCGUUCCUAAACUACCACAGUGCUUGCAGGAGGAAGAGGAAGAAAAGGAGAGCGACUCUGACUCAGAAGGUCCUAUUCAAUACCGAGACGAAGAGGAUGAAGAUGAAAGCCAGCAGAGUGCUCUGGCCAACAAAGUCAAGAGGAAAGACACACUGGCAAUGAAAUUGAACCACAGACCCAGUGAACCAGAGUUGAACUUGAAUUCUUGGCCUCGAAAAAGCAAAGAGGAGUGGAAUGAAAUACGGCACCAGAUUGGGAACACACUCAUCCGACGACUGAGUCAAAGACCAACAGCAGAAGAACUAGAACAACGAAAUAUACUACAACCUAAAAAUGAAGCUGAUCGUCAGGCAGAAAAACGAGAGAUUAAACGUCGGCUCACUAGAAAGCUCAGUCAAAGGCCAACUGUGGCCGAACUACUUGCCAGGAAGAUUCUGAGGUUUAAUGAAUAUGUGGAGGUAACAGAUGCUCAAGAUUACGACCGGCGAGCCGACAAACCUUGGACCAAACUGACCCCUGCUGACAAGGCUGCCAUAAGAAAAGAAUUAAAUGAAUUUAAAAGCUCAGAGAUGGAGGUUCAUGAAGAGAGCAAACAUUUUACACGCUACCAUCGUCCAUGAUGCUGAAGUUUGAGAAGAACUAAACAACCCCCGAAAACAGAGCUGCUUUGCUGCUUCAGUCUCCAGAAUGACACGGCAGGAACUUUGAGCACUUACCAGCACAGCCAGAAUUAAGUUCCCCGGGUUGUAUUUCUGGGGUGAACGGCACUUCUAUGAAUGUAGCAUUUCACUGGAAUGGAUUCUCAUGUGUUGCCUUGAGCAAAACUGAACACUUUGUCAGUGCUUUUGAACCUUUUAAUAAAGCAGCAUACUUGAGAGGUCUUCCCUUACCAGCCACCAACGUUCUGGGCCACUUGCAGGUUCGAGUUUUAUCACACCACAUCCUCUCCCCAAGACGUCUGCCUGUGCUGAGGCACGGUUCACACCGUCAGCCUUACCUGCUCUGUCCUGGUUGUGAGACCCACUUGUGGCUAAAUUCCAGUCAUCAAAUCAAUUGGUGGUGGGGAAAACCUCUGGAGCCCCCCAGCCUUUUCGCAGAGGGGCCCCCACGUCCAGGGAGAUCCUUCAUACCACACUGGCAUGUCAGUUGAAAGCAUUACACUGUGUCUCUUGUCACACAGCAAUACAGUCCUCUUCAGGUAGUCCAGCCUGAGAGAAGCUCAGGAUCUGACAUGUUCAUCCUUUUUGACAUGUCAUCCUGAUUUUUAUUAAAAAAAAAAAAAAAAAAAAUGAAAGAA